This is a messenger RNA of Sorex araneus (European shrew), 2604 nucleotides long. RefSeq names its product CCAAT enhancer binding protein alpha (gene CEBPA). NCBI's taxonomy places the organism in Eukaryota, Metazoa, Chordata, Mammalia, Eulipotyphla, Soricidae. Gene Ontology annotation, molecular function: DNA-binding transcription factor activity, RNA polymerase II-specific; RNA polymerase II cis-regulatory region sequence-specific DNA binding. Bases 32 to 1279 code for a protein of 415 amino acids. The transcript has a single exon. Gene Ontology annotation, biological process: regulation of transcription by RNA polymerase II; myeloid cell differentiation; DNA-templated transcription. The record is from RefSeq and is a predicted model, not a curated record.
CCCUCCCCGCACCCCAGCCCCCGUCUUAUAAAUGCGCGCCCCGCGCGGCCCGGGCCAUUCGCGACCGGGAGCUGCGCGGGCGCGUCCGAGUCCGGGGCUUCGGGGCGGGGGCGGGGGGCGGUGGCCGGAGCGACGCCCCGCGCAGGCUGGAGGCCGCCGAGGCUCGCCAUGCCGGCUGGACUCUAGCUGCCCCAUGGAGUCGGCCGACUUCUACGAGGCGGACCCGCGGCCCCCGAUGAGCAGCCAGCUCCAGAGCCCCCCGCACGCGCCCAGCAGCGCCGCCUUCGGCUUCCCCCGGGGCGCGGGCCCCGCGCAGCCCCCCGCCCCACCUGCCGCGGCGGAGACGCUGGGCGGCAUCUGCGAGCACGAGACGUCCAUCGACAUCAGCGCCUACAUCGACCCGGCCGCCUUCAACGACGAGUUCCUGGCCGACCUGUUCCAGCACAGCCGGCAGCAGGAGAAGGCCAAGGCGGCCGCGGGCCCGGCCGGCGGCGGCGGCGGGGACUUCGACUACCCGGGCGCGCCCGUGGGUCCCGGCGGCGCCGUCAUGCCCGGAGGGGCGCACGGGCCCCCUCCCGGCUACGGCUGCACGGCGGCCGGCUACCUGGACGGCAGGCUGGAGCCCCUGUACGAGCGCGUCGGGGCGCCCGCGCUGCGGCCGCUGGUGAUCAAGCAGGAGCCGCGCGAGGAGGACGAGGCGAAGCAGCUGGCGCUGGCCGGCCUCUUCCCCUACCAGCCGCCGCCGCCGCCGCCGCCGCACCCGCACCCGCCGCCCGCGCACCUGGCCGCCCCGCACCUGCAGUUCCAGAUCGCGCACUGCGGCCAGACCACCAUGCACCUGCAGCCCGGCCACCCCACGCCGCCGCCCACGCCCGUGCCCAGCCCGCACCCGGCGCCCGCGCUCGGCCCCGCGGGCCUGCCAGGCCCGGGCAGCGCGCUCAAGGGGCUGGCCGCCGCGCACCCCGACCUCCGCGCGGGCAGCGGCGGCGGCGGCGGCGGCAGCGGCGGCGGCGCGGGCAAAGCCAAGAAGUCGGUGGACAAGAACAGCAACGAGUACCGGGUGCGGCGCGAGCGCAACAACAUCGCCGUGCGCAAAAGCCGGGACAAAGCCAAGCAGCGCAACGUCGAGACGCAGCAGAAGGUGCUGGAGCUGACCAGUGACAAUGACCGCCUGCGCAAGCGGGUGGAACAGCUGAGCCGCGAACUGGACACGCUGCGGGGCAUCUUCCGCCAGCUGCCCGAGAGCUCCCUGGUCAAGGCGAUGGGCAACUGUGCGUAAGGCGCGCGCUGGGCCGGCCCUCGGCUGGGACGCAGGGAGUGGUUGGUUCAGGGUCUCAAGACUGGCAGAGCGCGCGGAGCGCGCGCCAGGACGGGGAGAUUCUGGAGCGCCUGAAAAUCUGGCCAGGCCGGCCGCGUGCCCCCUUGCCUUCCGCGGCGCCCCGGACUCGGGAGCGUCCCAGACGAGGGUGGCCGGAGGCAGCCGUUUGCUCCCUGCCGGAGGAGAAGCCCGCGCCGGGGCUGAGCCGGAGCCCUGCAAUUCUAGUAUUAAGGAAUAACCUUGUGCCUUGGAGACUUAAGACUCACUGCUCUGAUUCCUACCGAGUAGGGGGAGCAGCUGUGUGCCUUGCCAUUUUCUUUGGAGGGUUCCUGCUUGGUCCGGAGGCUGCAGGAGGUCCCCUCGAUUUUGAAAAGGAGGGGCGCAGGCCUGCGGCCGGAGGAAGGGUCUGGGAGCAGAAGUCCCAGCGAGCUGGUUCCAUCCGUCCACCCUCAGUGCCGGUGCUCGGAUGGGGAGGUAAUGCGGGACUGGAGACUGAAGGGAAGGUUGCUUGCUGGUUCUCUGUGAAGGGAGAGGGCCCCUAGUCCCUUGCCUCUAACCUACCAGCCUGCAGCAGGCUGUCCCGUCUCCCCUUACCCCCAUGCACACUUACUGAGAGGGGGUCCACCCAAACCUGCCCAGACCAGGAAACUUGGCUGUGGGUUAGCUCUCAGGAUGUGUGUUCUCAGGAGUGGGAGUCUCCUGGCCACUAGCCUGGCCUGGAUCCUGGAGAGGUGGGGGGGGGGGGGGAGUGUCCCGACAGGGACUUCCAGCCUGUGGCGUUGCCAGCAUUGCCGGACAAACUCGAAGCACCGCAGUCAUCCCUGAGGGGCCAGAGUUAUGAGAAGCUUCCCAAAUAUUCUGCUUUAUCAGUCGAUAUCAACACUCAUAUCUGGCCCCUGUGCGUCCCGGCGGGGCCUGUGCAAUGGGAAUGUGCACGUCGGUGUGAAGCCAUUUUAUUUGGCUUUUGUUUUGGUUUUUGCUCAAAUACUUGCCAAACUGAGACUCUCUAUUAAGGCAGCUGCAGGGAGAGUCUGGCCUCUCUCCUUUGGGUUUGGGGAUUGCCUUUGCCCCCCGGGAACCCAGGAGGGGAAGGUGGGCUUACCCUUUCCCCUCAGCUGGCUCAGAGGUGCCAGUGGGCCUCAGGGCAGGGCCUGCUGCAGAUUGCCUCCCCCCUCCCCACCCCAUCCCCACCCCAGAGGCCUUUUAUUCCCCUGGUCUGAACAGAGGCAUUUCCAGCCACACUCAGACCAGGGGGCCUGGGACUGGGGGGAGCAGCCUGGUUCUCU